AUGUUCAAAGUCUUUAAAACAACGGGUAUAGAAGGGAAUUACAAUAUCUCUGCCAAUCCUACUUUUGUAAGCAACAAUUGUUGGGCUAUAUAUCCAGCCAAACAUAAAACUACUAAGAAGGCCUAUUCAGUGUGGCAAUUUCAAAAGAAGGACUGGGAAACACGUCUUACAAAUGACGGAAUAAUAACUAAGAACAACAAAAAACUUGUAUUAAACGAUAUAUAUGAGAACAUACGUUUGUUCAUUGGAAAUCAAGCAAAGCUAAAACAUCCUAAUUUUUUAACAGUUAUUGAACCUCUUGAAGAUCACAAGAAUAGAAUUUUAUUUGUCACAGAAUAUGUUGUUAGUGAUUUGAACAACACUGAUAAAAGUGAUUUAGAUGAGAUCAUGAUUACAAAGGGACUUCUCCAAGUCUCGAAUGGGCUGAAAUUUUUGCACGACUCUGUACAGAGCGUAGAUCUGAAUAUCAACCCUUCAUCCAUCGUGAUAACCGAAAACUGCGACUGGAAAAUUUGUGGUUUGCCAUUUCUAGAAAACAUAGCCAAUGGUAUUGCAGAGAAAUUUGUUGAUCCAAUAGAUUCCAGAUUACCUUCGUUUCUCAGCAUAGAUUUCAGGUUUUCAAGCCCUAAUCUUUUACUUAAACAUAAAGUUGACUAUAUAAAUGAUCUGUUUUCUCUUUGCUGUGUGAUAUACUUCUUGUUUAAUGAUGGUGAAUAUAUGAUCAAAUGUCACCAGUCAUCUGGUUUAACGGAUUAUGAGAGACAGAUCAAAAAAUUAAAUCAAGUUCUUGGCAGUAUUCAAACGAAUAGUACCGGAAAUAAGCAUGCAUUUUUCAACAAAAUACCAGACAACUAUUACAUCACUUUCAUUGACAUUUUGCAAAACUCACAGGAAUCCAAUACCGAUGUGAUUCAACUUAAAAAAAUCAUAACAGUAAACGAUCUUAUCGAGUCGAAUAUUUUCAAUAACGAAUUGAUCAGGAUUUUGAAUAUCAUAGAUGAGUUUGAAACAUUACCUGUAACAGAAAAAAUAACAUUUUUGAAAAAAUUAAAACUUGAGAUUGAGAAAUUUCCCAAACCAUUAUUAAUUAAUAAGUUCAUUCCAAUCUUAAUCAAUGCGGUCGAUAUGGACCAAGUUAAAAAGAAUGUGCAACCAACGCCUGAAAUGGAAGAAUUGAUUAUUGAAAGUUGUGACAACUUAGUCAUUCUUUCUCAAAACUUAUCGCAAUUAACAUUUACAGAUAAGGUAUUUCCGUUUAUUUUAAUUCUGUUAAAGAGACUACAAUUUGAUGGCUUCAAGAUUCUGCUUUUAAAAAAUUUACCUAUCAUACAGAAGUGUUUAAAUGCAUCAAUUGAUAAUAACUCAAGCAAUGAUAGUUUCCAAAAAUUCUCCUUAGAUUUAUUUGAUAAAUGUAUCAACGAGAAAAAUUCUUUGGCUGUCCAAGAGCUUACUCUGGUAAACUUGAAAACGCUUUUACCAUUUCAGCCUUAUUCUGUAAUUACCUCAGACAUUUUACCCCGUAUUUGCACCAUCUACUCGACUACAACCUCAUUGAAAAUCAAAAAUCUGACAUUAGCCUCUUUCAUCACUAUGAUUGUUGAAGUCAAAAAUAAUUCCCUUGACGACUUUCUCGUUGUUGAUAAAAUAUUACCAUUAAUUUAUAACACUUCAUCCGCAAAUUAUGCAAAUACAAAAUUCACCAACAACAUCCUCAAAUUGUACAAUUGCAUUUUCGAUAAACUUUCCAAAUCUACAAACAAAUCGUUUAACUCUCAAGGUAAUGAAACAGAGAUAUAUGAUAUCAUCAUGGAAAUUGGGUUUCAUGUAUGGAAAAUUGCAAAAUUGAUUACAAAUAGGCAAGAUUUGAAUGUUGCUUAUGGUACAUGGAGCAAAGUUGAGAACUUUUUGAAAAAAGACUUGGAUAGCAAGGUAACGGAU
Molecule: messenger RNA, 1938 nt
Organism: Pichia membranifaciens NRRL Y-2026
Lineage: Eukaryota; Fungi; Ascomycota; Pichiomycetes; Pichiales; Pichiaceae
Exons: 1
Biological process (GO): protein phosphorylation
Molecular function (GO): ATP binding; protein kinase activity
Source: RefSeq, a predicted model, not a curated record